Molecule: messenger RNA, 1152 nt
Organism: Paramecium octaurelia
Lineage: Eukaryota; Ciliophora; Oligohymenophorea; Peniculida; Parameciidae
Source: the annotation of a GenBank genome assembly
GAAUGAAAUGAAGAUUGCUUAAUAACAAUCAAUAUCAUCAUAGUCGAAGUAGAAUUAAUUUUCAAAACCAUUUUAGUAAGAUCCAAAAAGAAAGGAUUUUGAAAUCUCAACAUUUAACGAAGAACUCUUUUUUGGAAAUUAAAUUGCAAGACCUUUAUAGGUAUCACCUAAUAACGAAUCGAAAUAAGUAAUAACAGAUUAUCGAGAACCAUAGGUGUAAAUUCAUGGUUUGAAUUACGCUUUGAAAGUGGAGGAGGAGGCAGAGAAGAUCAUUGAGCACUUAAUCGACGAAGCAUCGAAUAGUUUGAAUAAGAUAGAAUUGGUUCAACAGUAUGCCUAUCAAACUAAUGCGGGGAUCCUCACAAACUUGGGAGUGAUCAACAACUUUAUAAAUUUGAUGUGCUUUGCAAUUCUAGGUAGGAGCUUUAAUGUUAUGCAAUAGAAAGUGAUUAGCAGGAAUUUCUGAAGAGAAUGAACACUCCCUAUGGCAGAAAACCCAUAAGCAGAUUGAGACAGUUGCACGGGCAGGACGAUUGCGAAGGUCAUCAAGAAAUGCAACCCCUUUCCUAAAUAAGUUAUAAAAGAAAUCUAUCAUAGAACAAAUAUUGGAAACUCAAAAUCAGUAUGAAAAAAUUCACAACUAGGCCAUAUUCGAUGCUUUCAACGAGGCUCUCAAUAUUUAAAGACCUUUCUACCAAGAUGAAGGGAUUCCCUAUCCAUGGUGCAUAGAAACCAACAUUUCAUAAAGAUUGUGUUAUGGAAUAGAGGACCUCCCCAACAUCUUGGAGAGAGCAAGACAAAAGGUGUUUGAUUGGUCGAAGACUCUGUGUGGUAUGGAAUGAAUGUUUAACCGUGUUUUAGGAUUGUUGUCCGAUGAGAUUCCAGUGAUCUCGGUUCGACAACUAAAUUAUGAGCAACUCAUAAUAAUGCAGGAAUGCCAGGGGAAUGAUUCUUUGGCUUACAUCAAUGAGGAGAGGAUACAAAAUUGUCUCUCGAUUGAAGUAUGAUAUGCAAGUGAUCUUAAAUUAGUUGUAAGAAGGAGAAAGGAAAUGGUUCUAGAUGGCUCAGGAAUACUCCGAAGUGUUGAUGGAGAUAGCAGAUUACGUGUUUGAAGAAUUGACUGAGGAGAUGGUUGUUGAGAUUCUGAUGUGA